This is a messenger RNA of Prorocentrum cordatum, 1503 nucleotides long. The record is from the annotation of a GenBank genome assembly. Lineage: Eukaryota; Dinophyceae; Prorocentrales; Prorocentraceae.
UUUGCGACCCCCCCAUGAAGCAACGCCCAAUUCUGGCGAUCUCGUGGGCCGUUUUCGUUUUGAUCUCGUUUUGCAGCGGAGGCGGGACCGGGAGAGAGCGAGCGAAGUCGAUGGCAGAGCGAGCACGGAAGACAUGUGUUUUGGCUUGCCCCUUUGGAGGUGCCUUUGGCGCUGCCGGAGUCAAUCAUCGUCACCCGCAGGAGUUUCGAGGCCCACAUGCGCGGCUACGCUUUCAAGUCGUGGGAGGAGCUGGUGCGGGCGCAGCCUGGGGGCCUGGCUCCGCAGGGGGCCAGCCUGACGUCUGUGAAGUGCGACCCCAUGCAGGUGUUCGGCUUCAUCGCGACGAUGCUGCUCCAGCUUUGCAUCUGGGGCUUGGUCGGUUAUUUCUGGACCCAGAGCGCAGCGGUUGGUAUCGUGCUCACGUCCGUCUACGGCAUUGUUCUUUGGUUCUGCAUCGGCGCGGUGCCACGGCAGAUGGCCGGGAUGCUUUGGCCCAAUUUCCCUGUAGUUGUGGGCGUUAUCGGGUUGCAGGCCGCAUCUCUUACUUCGCAGAACGUGACAGCCGUGAUGGUGCUGUUUUGCGUCAGCAUCCCGUCGAGCGCAACCGCUGCGUUUCUCAUGAGGAAGCUCCCCGAAGAUCCAGAUCGCGCCGUACUGGUGACGAAUUUGUUCGCGGGGUUGCUCUCGGGCGCCAUGGCUAUCUGGGGGAUGUUCCCAGGCGCAUAUGGUGACGAUGAUGCCUUCGGUUGGUACUGGGGCUCUGGCAGCCUGGUGGUGCUCGGGGCGGCGGCAAUCGGAGCCGCCGCAGCGCUGCGUGCCUCCAGUGGAAGAUGGGGGUCCGUGGAGCUCGUGACGUGGACGAUGAACGUGGGGUCGCUGGCGGUGUUCCUGGGCACGUGCAGUAUGCUCUGGGGCCCCGACACAGGAGCCUAUGAGCUUCUCUGUUGGCUGCCCUUCUCCGCUGUUAGCGCGGCGCUCGGAGCCCUCGGCCUGAGGUUCAACAGGACGUUCCCAGUGCUUCUGAGCGCGGCGGGAUUGUUCGCUGUGUGUGUCCGGAUCAGUGUCGUAGCCAUGAGCAUCACGGGCGGGAAUUUUGUCGUGGGCAUGUGCACAUUCGGCGCACUCGGCAUCGCCGUUGUGGUUGUUGCCCAUCGGCUUCUGGGUCAGGGCGACAAACCUACCAGUGCUCGGGACAGUCUUUUUUGACCCUCGUGGGUCAGAACUCUUUGUCCGCUAGAUGUCCCUGGGUCGAGCUCCCUUUCUUCCUUCCUUCUGUCUCCUCCCCUGAACCUUACCAACUUCCUGGGAGGUGUCUGGCUUGGUCGCUUGAUUUUUGGCAAUGACCCGUUCUCGGUGUUAAAGGCACCGCUGCCGAUUGCUCUUUGAACUUGACCGUAAUUGGCGUCUCCUCUGACCAUCCGCCGCUGGCCAUCGUGUCUUCUGGCUUGGCGCAGGCAUCAAUGAGACCCUUGCACAGGCUGGCCUCAUGAAGCCUUGGAGAAA